CGAGGGGCGGCGGGCGUCAGGGGAGCACGGCGCCCCGUCAGGCACCCCCGGCCGUGCCCCGGACGCGGUGAGACCCCGGGCCCAGAGCGCGCUGAAAGGUGAGGAAAAGCAAGGAGGCGCCAAAACCGAGCCUACUCGAACGUCAGCCGCUUCUUACCGAGAACUGAGACCCUGAAGUCGCAGACACCGAUGCUGCCGCCAUCUUCCUGCCAGCCCAGAGGGCCUCCGCGGCCCCAAGGGGGUCUGAGUUUUCGAGCUCUUCCUUAAGAUUCGAGAGCCGCCCGCCAGGGGCGACCCUAAGCCAACCCCUGAUGGAAGGGGCUGGGGUGUUGCUGCGGGGCCUGGAAACCCCUGCACACACCCCCACUGGGCCGCCCACGCUCAGGGGCUGCACGCGGAAAAGGCAACACGCCCUAACGGACGUCUGGAGCAGCCAAUCAAAAAAGCGGACGGCUUCCGGUAGCAGCAGAGAGUCCGCCUCUUCCGUCGCCGACGUCACAAGGUAGCGCUUCGCUGAGUCUACGGCGGCGCUCACGCCGCCGGCUCCCGGGCGGCCCCGAGGGAACUCCGCAGGAGGGGCGGGCCGGGCCGAGGAGGUGACGGGCGCCACGGACCGUUGAAUAGAAUGACUGAAACAAUAAAAGCGAGUGUGAAGUCCAAACACGCCAUCGGCCCCCUGGGACUAAAUGCCGGCGGGCGUGAGCUCGACCCGGACGCCUCUCUAGGUGAAGUACUUAGCUUCUGACCAGUAACAAGUAGUGUCGCAAGGGGCCUUAGUGGUUCGGCCCAACAGAAGUAAGUCAAGGGGGAAGCAGCGUGGGCACGGAGCAAGCCUUGGCGAACACGCGCCCGGCUGGAGCGGGGCGACCGCAGCACAGCCGGGACUGGCCGCUAGCUCCAGGCGCUCCUGGGCCGGUGGGCGGGGCGGGUUUGAAGCGGCCUUGGCGCGCUGAGAGCUCCCGGCCCCCAUUGGCCAGCAGCUUCCUCCCUUUGUGGGCGCUUCCAGCGUCGCCGCGGUUAGGGGCUGGGAGGGGCGACCGAGUGACGCAGCAGCCCUCCCAGCCAAUCAGAGCCGGGGAAGGAAGGCCGAGAAGGAAGCGGAUCCACCGCCGCGCAGCUACCCCGCACCGAGCUAUCCUCUUGGUCUCCCUCCGCCGCUCCAGGCGCCGAAGCGGGAGCGGCUGGGACGGCGUCCCUGAGAGGGCCGGGGGCGGAAGUGGAGGCGGAGGGAGACGGUGUAGACCGCAGGGCCCUGGGCUCUCGUGGUGCGGCUCUGGUGGGCGCGAGGCAGGGGAGGGGGAGGAGGAGGAGCUCGCGGCCCGGGCGGCGGCGGCGGCGGCGGCCGAGUUCCCCGUAGGGCCCCGCCUCGGUGCGGGCGGCGGUGGAGGAGGAGACUGAGCAGGAUGGCGGCCUCGGCCCUGUACGCCUGCACCAAGUGCACCCAGCGCUAUCCCUUCGAGGAGCUCUCCCAGGGCCAGCAGCUCUGCAAGGAACCUGAAGCCGCAAAGCUGAUGGCAUCCUCCUUCCCUGUCCAGGAAAGCGAAGCGACUGGUUUGGGGACAGAAUGCUCUAUGAUUUGGAGCUCCUCCCAUCCCAUUAAAGCCGGGAUGCUGUCUGAAUGUCGGAUUGCGCAUCCUAUUGUAAAAUGUACUUACUGCAGAUCAGAAUUUCAACAAGAAAGCAAAACUAAUACGAUUUGUAAGAAGUGUGCUCAAAAUGUGAAGCAGUUUGGCACGCCUAAGCCUUGUCAGUACUGUAACAUAAUUGCAGCAUUUAUUGGUACAAAGUGUCAGCGUUGUACAAAUUCAGAAAAAAAAUAUGGACCACCUCAGACCUGUGAACAGUGCAAACAGCAGUGUGCUUUUGAUCGAAAGGAGGAAGGAAGAAGAAAGGUUGAUGGAAAGUUAUUAUGCUGGCUCUGUACUUUAUCAUACAAGAGAGUUUUACAGAAGACAAAAGAACAAAGGAAGAGCCUGGGAUCUUCACAUUCAAACUCAUCUUCUUCAUCUCUUACCGAGAAAGACCAGCAUCAUUCAAAACAUCAUCACCAUCAUCAUCACCAUCACCAUCGUCACAGCAGUAGCCAUCACAAAAUCAGCAAUCUGAGUCCAGAACAAGAGCAGGGACUAUGGAAACAGAGCCAUAAAUCCUCUGCAGCAAUUCAGAAUGAAACUCCAAAGAAAAAGCCCAAAUUGGAAUCUAAGCCAUCUAAUGGAGAUAGUAGCUCUAUAAAUCAGUCAGCAGAUAGUGGGGGAACAGACAAUUUUGUCCUUAUAAGUCAACUGAAAGAAGAAGUGAUGUCACUUAAACGUCUCUUACAGCAGAGAGACCAGACCAUUUUAGAAAAAGAUAAAAAGUUAACUGAACUAAAGGCGGACUUUCAGUACCAAGAGUCAAAUUUGAGAACAAAAAUGAACAGUAUGGAAAAAGCGCACAAAGAAACUGUGGAACAACUUCAGGCCAAAAACAGAGAACUACUCAAACAGGUUGCAGCAUUGUCAAAGGGUAAAAAGUUUGACAAAAGUGGAAGCAUACUAACAUCCCCUUGAGAAAGUAGUUACUCAUGUAUUUCUGCUGAAAAUGUAAAUUUGAAAAAAAAUUCUGUGAAGCCCUUAAAUUCUGUGUAGUGGAGAAAUAUUUUUGCACACCAGAUGAAUUGGCGUGUUUCCUAUUCACUUUUGUAACUGAUAUAUAGCAUUUUUUAAGUUGUAAAACGUUCAAAUAAAACUUCAACUGGUUUGAAGUUACUUUUUAAUUAUUUGAUAUCCAGGAACUUUUUUGCCAGCAAUAGUAUUAAACACUUGUAAAGGAGUGCAUGGGUAGUGCUCUUUAUAAAAUGCAACAUGCAAUAAUAGAGUAGAUUACGGUUUUCAGAAGUCAGAGCAGCAGGGUUUUUGGUUUUGUUUAUUUUUUUGUUUUACACUAUGCUAAUUUCAGAAAAACAGUUUUCAAUUUAGAAAUACAAAAACUUUUUAAACAAGGAAAAUGGUAAACACUGGUUUUUUGGUAAUUGUGUUUUUACUUUUCAUCAACAUGAAUUUAGGAGAAAAUCAUGGUGCUUUUAUUAAAUGAACUUCAGAGAAUAUGUAAAUAUGUUUUUAAAAGUUACACCAUUAACUUUAGUUAGUAAACUAGUAUUUUCAUUAUUGGUAUAAGAAUUAAUGUUUAUUGUACAGUAUCCAAGGUAAAAUGUGUUGUUUUGUACAAACUACUGUAGAUUUUUACUUACAAGUGCCUUUUUGCCACCUAAUGUUUUUAUUUAUAGGAAUGCUGAUCUUUUGUACAUACAGUUUGUUUUAAAAUCAUGUUUAAUAAAUGUUUGUAUAUAAAUGCAUAUGUACAGAAGCCUAUUUCAAAAGGAAAUCUAAGUAAAAUGUUUGAGAUUGCAUUAAGAACUGAUAAUGCAUAUGGACUCUAGAUGAUUUUGUGGUUUGUUUCUGUGUUAUAUGAGAAGCUGUUGGUCACUGAAUUCAUUGAAUUAUGUAAAAAUACUUCCCCAAAGAUUUGAUUUUAAAUCAUUUCUGAUAGAGUAAUUUUAUUUUUUAUGUCAUUCAUAUGGCUUCAUGUUCAUAUUUUGUGAAUUACAUGUUCUCUAUUUUUCUUUUAUAAAAGUUUUUAAAAAUUUAUAAUUUUUCUGCAGUGGUCCAUAUAUCUGCUUUCCCUAUAAUAUGUGGUUAUCUAAGUUAAUAUUUAUGUACACCAUACUUGAUUUGUAAGUUUAAAGCAAAUCUGGAAAAAUUUAAAUAACUUAAAUCAGAUCAGUCCAUGAGUAUCUUUGAAUAAAUUGGAAUCUACUGUAAGAUACAGGCACUAUUUAUAAGAAAAAUAUAUCAGAGUCUUUAAAAUUGUCUAUAAAAGAUUAAGGUAGGUUGGGAUAGGUUAUGUAAAGUUAUUGACUAUUUUCUGAUCCAGUGGUUUUCAGCCUUUAAUGGAAUUAUCUACUUAAUAAAUGCCAGUUCAGAUUUUUAGUUCAGUUGUAAAGCAUCAAGCAUUGCUAGAUACACUGUAUAGAGUGGGAGAGAGUUCUUUCUCUUAGGAAUUUAUGGGCAAGGAUAAAUUUGUUUUAAGUAAACUGUUAACUAAAGUAGUUUUUAAGUUGUUUUUAAACAAUGAUUAUGAAUGUCAGGUCAAAGAUCAUCUUUCCUCAGAACACCAGGUGAUUAUAAUAAUUGUUUUUAACAUAACUGAUGUUUCAGGAGAUUAUUCCUAUAGUUUUCCAUUAUACAUUGGUAUCAAGUAAUUCUUUGUCUAAUUUGAAAACAUUAUCUAGGGUUAUUUUGAAGUAAUAGCAAAAGAUUGAAUCAGUCAGACUUGGAAAAAUUAAACCAGUUUAUUUUUAUGAGCUCUUCAUGCAAUAAUCUUCCUAAAUUUAGUGCUCUCAACAAUGAUAGAUAAUGCCUUCUUAACACAGAUUUUAAUAUUUGCAGGAUUUGCUAAAUUCAUAAGAUAGUCAUUACCUUUCUUUAAACUUUAUAAUGUUUUAUAUUGUGGUUUCAUAGCCAUUUAUCAAUCCACAGUGCUCAUUAUGAUUUUAAAAUAAACUGUAAUAGUUCUUAUAACUUGUUGGAGCUGCUACUAAAAACCAAGGUGCCCCUCCCCCCUUUUUAGGAAACAGAUUAAAAAUUGAAAAUCAGUCUAAAUAAUUAAGUUUUGUAAAUUCCAAGGCUAAAACUUUUUAGGGGCUUCACAGUAUUUAGUCCUAAUUAAAUGCCCUCUCUUUAUUCCAUGACCUUGUUUUAUAACGUAAGUUUUUUUGCAAUUGUAUAAACUAGUAAUUGAGUCCCAGUCCUGGAUCUGUAGUGUAUUGACAUAAUGAGCUGAUAUUCUUUAAAUGUGGACCUGUAAGGAGAUACUAUGGUGUGCUGUAUUGUGCUUUUUAGCCCGUUUUCAGCUAUUAAUUAGCAUUUACCAGUGAGGGUCAUUUUGGCCCAAGUUAUUUAUGUAUUAAUAGCCUGUGAAUAUUGCAGUUCUUUUUAGAUUGUAUUGGUCUAAAUAUGCAUUCUCUGGUGAACCUGGUAAGCUGUUCACAUGUAUAGACUAUUGAAAUACUGUACUUGUACACAUCUGACUGUUGACAUUUUGUACUUUUUUUCUAAAUCCAAUAUUUCACAAUAAAAACUCAUCAAAAGUUU
Molecule: messenger RNA, 5132 nt
Organism: Canis lupus familiaris (dog)
Lineage: Eukaryota; Metazoa; Chordata; Mammalia; Carnivora; Canidae
Gene: FAM76B
Product: family with sequence similarity 76 member B
Exons: 11
Coding region: 1404-2549 (381 amino acids)
Source: RefSeq, a predicted model, not a curated record